CGUGAACCUUGCAGGCGAACUUAAUAUAGUUAAUAUUAUCGAUAGGAUUAAAACUAAAAAAUAAAAUAAAAAUAGUGCUUAUGAAAGUAUUUACAUAUUCGUCAAUCGUAGGGAGAUACUUAGCUAGUGUAAAAGUAGAUCCCAAGUUGCUCAAGCGGAUCUGCUUUAAAUGGUUAGACGUGUUUUCCACGAGCAUUUCAUUUUAUAUAGCUGGAUUUACAGGUAAAGUGGACUCGCUCAGCCGUUCAUCAAUUCCGGAAAGAUUUACGAGCUUCACGGCUAGGAGUACGAAGUAAAACGCACUACUUAUUGAUUUGUAGGUAUCUGUAAACCUAGGUUUUGUGCUUAAAUCAUUAUAAAUCAAGGCUAUGUGUUCUAAAUAUAAACUUUGGUAGGGCUACCUUCAACUAAGUUGCCGACGUCGGUCGGACUGCGCGUAGGUACUAAAAGUUGUAAAACUUCGUGAAAUCGUGUUUUUCUCUGGCAAAGGUUUUCUUUAUUUAAAAGUAAACUCUUUUAAAAACCCAGCCCGCUCCAAACUAGGAUACAACCGAGUUAACCCGUAUGGAUUGCAGCUCAAAACAUGUGGGGCUCAGCGUCGUUACGCGCCCGGCUCUGCGCGGGCGUCGCGCUGGCCAUGUCGCUAUCGCUGGGCGCUUCGCGGCGGGAACCCAAGGAUCCCGACUCCGAUAUCUCGCUGUGGAUCGACGAGCGACAAGUUCGUAUGUUUAGUGGUAUAUCUAUGCAAGUAUUCGCCAUCCUCAACGGGCGCAUCCCACAAUACAUCCUAGACCCGCAAUUCUCGCACAAACUCCCCACCAUCCCGUCGGAGGUGGGCUACGUUAACUUCACGUGGAAGUCGCGCAAGAAGUACCACUACCACUUCGACAUACUCACCAGCUCGGACCCCAAGGUCCUGAAGCCGCCGGUGUUGAGUAUUAAGACGCAGGGACGGGUGCCUUCUAAACGGCCGAAAGAAUUUAGUAUAUUUUUGCCAUGCAUGGCCAACAACAGUGGCGUGGCCACAUUUGAAAUAGGCCUAGUGCUCAAGCACGGGCGGGGCAUACCGCUAAACGGCACGCCUCUCAGACUUAGUCUAAAAAAGGAAUGCGCACAGAGAGGUGUGUAUUUAGAAAGGACAGGGCCGGAUCCCGAGUGCGACAAAAAAUGCGCCAAUCAGGGCUGGUGCAACCACGAGAAGAUCUGCCAAUGCCCCGAGGGUUAUAUGGGACAGCACUGUCGCACGGCACUUUGCUACCCACAAUGUAUGAACGGAGGCAACUGUACUGCACCAGGCGUGUGCUCUUGCCCUGCAGGUUAUCAGGGACUGCACUGUGAAGGAGGAAUAUGUGGACAAAAAUGCCUAAACGGGGGAAAGUGUAUACAGAAGGAUACGUGCGAAUGUCCUAAAGGAUAUUACGGACUUAGAUGCGAAUUUUCAAAAUGCGUGAUCCCCUGCCUGAACGGCGGGCGCUGCAAGGGCGUCAAUAAAUGUCGCUGCCCCGCCGGCUUCGGCGGCAACCACUGCGAGGUUGGACGGCGCGGCGGCGAGUGUGCGCGCGGCUGCCGGCAUGGCUCCUGCCGUGGUGGAGCCUGUGUGUGCGAGCCGGGCUGGAGAGGACGCGCCUGCCAUCGCAGCUCGGGAUCUUCUGAAGAGUCCAGUGAGUUGAAGAGACCGCGAUGAAGCGAUACACAGUGACGAACUACUACUUAAUGAUGUGAUUCUCUUAAUUUUAUUAUAAAUUCUAACGAAUACAUGUUAAUGUAUGUUUAAUUAGUCAUUUAGGUGUAAGUGCUAUGCCAGUUAGGUGUAAUAAGUGAUGAAAUUUAUGCAAUAUGAAAUUAUAGAGUUUAUUGAAUUAA
This is a messenger RNA of Cydia pomonella (codling moth), 1863 nucleotides long. RefSeq names its product protein shifted (gene shf). The record is from RefSeq and is a predicted model, not a curated record. Gene Ontology annotation, molecular function: signaling receptor binding. Gene Ontology annotation, biological process: anatomical structure development. The coding region runs from base 584 to 1684 and encodes 366 amino acids. The transcript is spliced from 8 exons. Gene Ontology annotation, cellular component: cell surface; extracellular region. NCBI's taxonomy places the organism in Eukaryota, Metazoa, Arthropoda, Insecta, Lepidoptera, Tortricidae.